GUGCCGGUAGGACGCGGAGGGCGCGGUGGACCGUAGCGGUGCCGGCUGUGCGACCGGCUGCGCGAGGAUUACGACGUGUUUGCGGGGUAUUUCGAGGACGUUCCGGAUGUGGAAGUGGCGCGGAUUGAUAUCUCGAAGAACGACGUGCCGGGCUUGGAGAUGAAGAGCUAUCCUAUGUUCGUGUUGUACAAGGCAGGAGAAGAUGGAAGACAGAUGGUGACGUUUGAGGGAAGUCCGAAGAUUAGCAACUGGGUUGAUUUCUUGAAGGAACAUCGGGUUUAUGUCAGUCCCCAGGAAGCCAUGGAGAAGAUGAUGGAGAUGGAAGUGGAGACUGAGUUGUGCAUUGUUUGUUUCACACAUGCAGAAGCAGGGUAG
This is a messenger RNA of Blastocystis hominis, 375 nucleotides long. RefSeq lists its product as hypothetical. The record is from RefSeq and is a predicted model, not a curated record. Lineage: Eukaryota; Bigyra; Opalinata; Blastocystidae. Bases 175 to 375 code for a protein of 66 amino acids. The transcript is spliced from 2 exons.